This is a messenger RNA of Dentiscutata heterogama, 832 nucleotides long. The record is from the annotation of a GenBank genome assembly. NCBI's taxonomy places the organism in Eukaryota, Fungi, Glomeromycota, Glomeromycetes, Diversisporales, Gigasporaceae.
CUUUGGAAUGAUGCUCUGGGAACUUGGGUUUGAAAAAUAUCCGUACAUUGAUAGAUUCAAUGACAAACAACUUGAUGAAAUAAAAAAUUACGUAGCAAGUGGUCGAAGAGAAAAAAUUGUUUUUGCUUGGCAUCAUGAUCCAGACCUACGGCCAAAUUUAGGAGAGUUACUUAUACGAAUAGAAGAACUGUCCGAAAAACACACUGAACCUGGCGCUUUACCAAAGAUAUAUCCAGACAAACAACUAGACCUAGAUGGAACAAGAUACUCUAAUGAUUUUGAAGAUGACUUUGAAGGUUUCACACUUAAUGAUCAUCUCGAUAUAAAGACAAUCAUGCCUUUUGAGGAAGGGUUAAAAAUUCAUCAGCAAAUAAGAAAAAAUGAAUCUAGUGAAAAAGUAAAUGAAAAAAGGAGGCAAGCAUGGGAAUGUUUUUCAGAAAAUGCAACGAUGGGAAAUUCGAUUGCAAAGUACUGGAAAGGAUACUAUUUAUGGGAAGGUUACCACGUUGCAAAAAAUCGAGAAGAAGCGGUUCGGCUUUUUAAAGAAGCGGCAGAUGAUGGUAUCUCUGGGGCACAAUUACGUUACGCAUUUUCCAUUAUCUCAAAGAAAGAAAAAAUCACACCAGCUGAAAUGAAAGAGUUUAUUACGUAUUUAACGAUGGCUGCUGAUAAAGGAAAUCAUGUAGCAUUAUAUAACUUAGGAGAUUUAUAUUUAAAUGGGAAGUUUCAAGUUGAAAAGGAUCGUGAACUUGGACUAGAUAAGUUAAAAUUAGCCGCAAUUUAUGGAAAUGAUGCGGCAAAAAAAUUAUUGGAACAAUAUGAAGCACAAUAA